Lymnaea stagnalis (great pond snail) is the source of this 8628-nucleotide messenger RNA. NCBI's taxonomy places the organism in Eukaryota, Metazoa, Mollusca, Gastropoda, Lymnaeidae. The record is from the annotation of a GenBank genome assembly.
UUAUUAUUUGUAGAAGGUACUAUAAUUAUUACCACUGAUUUUGAUCUACGCAUAUGCCAAUUGUCUUUUUAAACUAAGUUAGUAAAUUUAAAUUGUUGCUUCAAAAUUAAUUACAUUACUAAAAAUUAUCAAGGUACUUUAAUCUUUAUUUACUAUAACUAGAAAGUUAUUACCCACAUUUUUUAUUACUAUUGUCGAAUGUAGAAGCCACAUUAAGGUAUUUAACACAAAAAGUAGAAUAAAUUGUCUUUACUGGAUUAAGCCAAAAAAUAGUAUAAGAAUAAUUAAAAUAAUAUUUUAAAAAGUUUUAGCUAAUAUCAGUCCUAUUAAUGAAAAAUUUGCAUAAAUAAAUUUCAGUCCUUUAUUACGCUGGAUUAUACUCUUGAAUUUUCUUACAUAUUUUUGAAAAUUCUGGUUUUGUCGGUAAAAUGUAAUCAUAUGACGGCAUAAAUUUCAUAUGACAAAAGAACCGAAAAGAAAAUGGCUUUGCAGAAAGGAAAACUCAUAUCAGUCAUUGGAGAUGAGGUAAAUCUGUGUUAUGUUGUAAUUCUGAAAUAUAAAUAUGUAAUAAAAAACGAAAAUAAGCUUCAUUAGUCCUAACGCACGUUAACCCUUUCGGGACGGAGCCUGUUCGGGGUGUCUGUGCCAAAAAUUGAAAAAGACAGCACUUUUUACGAGCUCGCCACUCUCACGGAGUCACUCGCAUUGCUGCAAAAAAAUUUAAAACGAAUAAACUUUUUACUUUACAUAUAUAAAACUGGGUGAAAGUGCAGUUCAGGAGCGUAUAUUAUUUCUUAACGCAUUUCGUAUUUUAAAAAUUUGUAUCAUGUAAACUUACUUGUAUUCUUUAAUAAUUAAAUACAGGCAGGCAGUUAUACAAGUUAUAGUUCACUAAUGCUGAAUUAUAAGUCACAUCUUUUCUUUUUAUUUUACUUCUAAAGAGUUUUUAACCAUCCCCCAACAAAAUGAGACAGCCCCAUUUGUUUGUAUUUUUCUUUUCACCCUAUGCCAGAUUUUUAAGCCACCUAUGUUAGUAUGAUAAACGAAAUUUUCAAACUGUAACCAUGUUCACAAAAAAGAAUGAAAUACUAGAUUUUUCAUUACGCACAAGCCCCCCCCCCCCACCACCACUUUCUUUUUUUCACCCCAGAGCGCUCGGGAUAUAGGGGUUGUCCUUUGAAGUUGGGUGAGGGGGGGGGAUUAGAAGUGGAUCACUGACUAAGGCGGUGGAUACACACGUCAUCAUUGUCCUGGACCGGGAGGGAAGCUGAAAAAAGAAAAGGAGGGGUGGGGGGUUGCUAAAUUUUCAAACUGUAACCAUGUUCACAAAAAAGAAUGAAAUACUAGCUUUUUCAUUACGCCCCAGCCCCCCCCCCCCCACCACCACUUUCUUUUUUUCACCCCAGAGCGCUCGGGAUAUAGGGGUUGUCCUUUGAAGUUGGGUGAGGGGGGGGGAUUAGAAGUGGAUCACUGACUAAGGCAGUGGAUACACACGUCAUCAUUGUCCUGGACCUGGAGGGAAGCUGAAAAAAGAAAAGGAGGGGUGGGGGGUUGCACGAAUACAUGCCAAUGUGUGAUCACGUGUCCACUUAAAAAAAAUAUAUAUUUGUGACGUUGCACAAAUGGGGGAAAUCGGAAUGAUAGGGUGGGGUCAUUUUGAUUGUCAUCUCAUCCUGAAGGCUGCUAAUACGCUGUCUGUGAUUGGUCAGCUCUAAUCUGACUACCCCUCCUCUUUUUUCAUAUGCAAAUGCUCUUAUUAAUGGUGAAUUCUUUGCGCUGAGUAAAGUGAGGGCUAGUGAUUAUUUUUUUUAUAUUAUAAGACAGACUCGUUUUGGCUUUGCCAUAUUGCUGGUUGUAGGAUCAUUUUGUUUAAAAUGGCAGGACGACCAAGAAACAAUAACUAAAAUUGUUGAUGCAACGGGCAUUUUAAAUGGUGCAGCAUUUGGUUUAAACGCGUACCUUGUGGGGCAACAAAUAAUGUUAUUACAACUGGAAUUUCUCCUAAGGUGCUCGUAACAAUUGCAAUGUGGCUUGUAAGCUGGGUUCGUAUGUCAAGUAUGUGAGCUCCCUAUAAUUACCGGGAUCUGCAUAUCACCCGAAACGGGAUCUUACCCAAAAUGGGAUCUCACCGUAACCGGUAUCCCACCGGGAUCGGUAACCCACUGGAUCGGGAUCCCACCGGGAUCAGGAUCUCACUUGGAUCAAAAUCCUAUCGGGAUCGGAAUCUCACCGAAACGGGAUCCCACCGGAAUCGAGAUCCCACCGGAUUGGGAUCUCAUUUAGUUUGGGAUACCACCGGAAACGGAUCUCAUCGGGAUUGGUAUCUUACCGGGAUCGGGAUUCCACCAUGACCAGGAUUCUAUCGGAAUCACAUCAUGAUCCUUCCGGGUGCCAUCGGAAAACGGGAAAAACGAAAAGUUUACAUAAGUUAUUUUAAGUGUUUUUAUAGGAGACAAAUUAAUUAUUAUUAUUUUUUUUAGUGUUGUUUUGUUGUUGACAUUUCCUUUAAUAGCAAUGUGAACUAAAAGGACGUAGCAGAUGUUUUUUUCUGAAUGCAGCCCCAGGCAACUCCGGUUACAGUUGAUAGUAAAGUUAUAAAAUAAAUACAUUAUUUAUUUUAACUAGAUUCAUCCAAUUGGGCAACUUUUAUAAAGUAUCUUUAAAGACAGAAGAGUUAUCCUUGAUUUACCACAACAGCUCCGUAAAACAUGAAAGAUUAAUAAAAAUGUGCUUUUUUUAUCUCGUAAAAUUUGUUAAAUUGUUGUUGCAUUCCAAUAAAAAGAUGGUACAUAACUUUUAAAAUACUUUUUAUAAAGAAUUAACAUAAGUUUACACGGGAAAAUAAGAGAUUCAAACAGAAAUAAUAUAUGCACCUGAACUGCACUUUUACCUAAAACUGUAGGUAAUCUACCACUUGAGCGUUGGCCCAGAAAAAAAUCCAGCUGUUCCGGUUGGAAGGGCUAUUUAAACAACUAUUCUUAUAUUAUUUUUAAUGACAUUGGUUGUAGUAUUCAUUCCCAUAAUAAAAAAUUGAAAAUUGAAUUAUGCAUAGUUCUCCCCCAGGAUACAAUGAAAUUUAAAAAAAUAUAAUUUCCAGGAAAACGGUUGUGGUAUCCACGUAAAUAUGAAGGGGAAAGAUCACUGGCGCUUCUUGUGCCAAACUGUCUUUUCAGUUUACGCUUUCUGAGCAUUCACGUUUUCCACAUUCUGCGUGUGGACAUCCGCGUCAUCUGGAUCAAAAUCAAUAAUUGUUGUCUCUUUUUCUUCCUGGCAUAUCGGUAGCUUGGCAGUAAUAAUUUAAAUGUAUAAGUAUUGUGCUAUAUAACUUUAUAGCCUCUAUACGGCAGCAAAAAUAUUAACGACUCGAAUGUAAGAAUAGUUGUUUAAAUGGCCCUUCCAACCGGAACAACUGGAUUUUUUCUUGGCUGACGCUCAAGUGGUAGAUUACCAAACUGUAUAUAUUCUUGUAGGAACUAAUAAAAUAUUUAUAAAUCAAACUGAAAUCUCAACAUUCAUGCAAAUGAGCUAUCCCCACUUGCAUAAUUUAUGUGUGAAAUUUUUUGGGAAACAGGACCCAUGGAGGCACCCCUGGCACAUAGUUAUACUCCUUUUCCUGCCCCCAGGUGUUUCUACUGACAGAUCAGUCCUUCUCACAGUAAAUUUUGAGUUAACGGUAUGGGUUUUGCCAAUGAGUUUUCUCACAGUAAAUGCAGUGACGACACUUUAGGGAAUCCCAACACUGGACUUAAGAUGAAUAGACCUAUUCUUUGAAGGACCCGAACGAUGUGUGUUAUAAUAUUCCUGUUCUUUAUUGAGUUUGAGCUUUACUGGUGUCAUAAACAAUGCAGUUAAUAUGAAGUACAUUGAAAUGAAAUUUUCCAUAAUUUGUCUUAAAAUUCAACUUAACGUUUCAAAAGAAAGGAAAAAAGAAACACAUCCUUGCUGUUACCCCAAGACCCAACACCGGUGAAAAAAAAGAUGCACGCCAAAAUUGAGGGUAGACCCCUCCCUCGCUUUAAAUACCAAAAUAAGAAACAAAGAAAUCCUCUGGAGUCCCUAGAACUAGAACCCCUUCCUAAUUCAACAAAAAAUAUAAAUAAGAAAACAAAAACUUGCAUCAUGUAAAUACAAACAUCGAAAUCUUUUUAGUAUGGCACUGUAGACGGAAGUGGACCUGGGAGAACCUCAAUGACCUAUAUACCGUGGAACACAUGGUCGGCCUUACCGCUAAUUCAAAAUCAGCCCCUUUCACCAUUGUGCACCCAAUUAUGGAUAGAGAAUUGGGUGGAUGAUUUAAAAAAUAGAAAUCUUUUUUAAAUUCUUUUCAUAAAUUCUUUUCAGGACACAUGCAUUGGCUUUGUUCUUGGUGGAAUUGGAGAAAUGAAUAAAAACAGAAGCAGUAACUUCAUGAGUGUAGACAAAAGUGAGUGCAAGAUUAAUUUUUGGAAGGCCACAAAGGCCCACUAUUUCAACAUCAUUUAAAACUAAAAUCUUUAUGAGAUCAAUUGCCAGAAAUCAUUUGCAGAAUUGCAAUAUUUAUUUCAAUAUUUUUUUUUUUUGCUUAAGAUUAAAAUUGUUUUUACUUUAAUGCUCUGACAGUCUUUUAAGUCUACUAAUGGCAGCUGACAUACUUUUUCAGAUACAAGCAUUGGAGAAAUCGAAGAAACCUUUAAAAGCUUUUUAAAGAGAGAUGACAUUGCCAUUAUCCUUAUAAACCAGAAUGUAAGUCUUGUGAAAUGCUUAGUUAAAUAAGGUUUUGUAAAAUUUAAAAAGAACAUAUAGAAAACCAUAUCACCAGUCUAAUUAUUUACUUUGGAUUUGAGGUUAGUAAAACCAUUUGUUAACAUCUUUUUCUCUGUAGGCUAAUUGAAAAUGUGUUUUAGAUGUCAGAGUUUUAACUGGUUUUUAAUUGUAAUUAUACUUAUCCAUUACCCAAGUUAAUUUACCUAUGCACACUGUAAACUUAAUUAUUUGUUAACAUUUUAUAAUGACACAACUUUCAGAUAGCUGAGAUGAUUAGACAUGUUAUAGACUCCCAUGAUCUGCCCAUUCCAUCAAUUUUGGAAAUCCCCAGCAAAGAUUCACCAUAUGAUCCUUCUAAAGACUCUAUCCUUAGAAGAGCAAAGGUAAAAUAACAAUGCCUAGGACUCUUACAAUUUAAUAUCUACCGUAGUUACAGAAGUUUGUUUAUGUUAUUAGUUAAGAGUAUGGGAACUGUAAUGUAGGAACAGAUCAACAAAUGCAUAAUCAUUCUGGCAUUUGUGAUGCAGACCUGCCUACCAAUACAAAUUUGGACCAUUGAUAAAAAUAUGAUUUCAGAGUGAAAAAAUUAAUUUUAACCACUCAUAUUUAGUAUUGUUUGAACAAUUAAUGUUAGCUGAAUUUCUUGGAAGCCUUGUCCUUAAGUUUUACCUUCUGUUUUGCAAUCUCUGAUUGGUUAUGAUUACAUUAAAUAUAUUAAAAGACCAAUAGCACUUAAGUAUAUAUGAUAGUAAGCAAGUAAAACAGAACAAAUACUCUGGGCCUCAUUUAACCUAGUCCUGCCUAACCUAAUUUUGAUGUAAACUCUGUUUAGUGUCUUAGUAAAUUAGUAUAACAAAUUUUUUUAACAAGAUAAAAAGUGAAAAUUUCAGUUGUUAGUAUUAAUUUUAGGAAGCCUAAAAAUAUGACUGGGUAUAAGGGUCUGGUGAUCAUAUUUUGUCUGAGACAUGUUUUUCAUCUAUUUCACCUACCAUGAAAAACCAGGCAGUUUGAAAUCAAUAUAUUUGAUGAAAAGCCACUGUACCUAAAGUACCUUGAACACAGACUUUAAUAGGCAUUUUCAUUUAUUCAUUUGGUGUGGGAAAGUUUAAGCAAACAUAUUUUUAUAGUUGCAUUUUUUCUCUGGUAAAAUUUUAUUGUAGAAACUUUUUUCCCCCUCCCAAUUGCACAGGGUAUGUUUGCAGCAGAGGACUUCAGAUAAACAAAAUUCCAGGAUUCUGUGCUUCAUCAAGACUGAUCCAAGUUCCUUUUAACUAUUUAUUUGUAUAUAUAACCAAGUUGGUAUAAAUGUAAGCUGUAUGAAUGUUAGGUGCAGUGUAUAUCAAAUAGUAUGGAAAGAAAUUAAGUAUUUAGAAAAGGUAAAGAAUUCAGCAUCACAGAAAAUACCAAAUGAUGUUCAAUGUUCCAUUUGUAUUUAUGUUCCAUCUUGUUAUCCAAGAUUAUAAUGUACAUUUGUAUUUAUUAUCUUAAAAAUAUAAAUUUAGAAUUACAACAUUAUAUAUUUGAGACCCACAUUGUGAUAAUCAACUCAGAAUAAAGCUAGGGAAUAUAUUAUCAUAAAUUGCUAAUAGAAUGAAUGUUUUGAAGUGAAAGCUUAUACUUAUAUCUGCUAACAAGUUUCAAGAGGAAUAAAAUGUGAUUAAAAACAUAUGGGGUAAAUGUGUUGAUUAUAAUCAUAUGCUGGUCAUGAGAAGAAAAAAAAAGUCUUGAAUAUUGUUACAAUAGAUUUAAUAACAUCUCUUUUUCACAUUUUAAUAACAAAGCACAAUUUGAUUUCUCAAACAUUAAACAAAGAACAUUCAUCUAUAAUAAUUUAUAUAUGCAUGUAAUUCCAUUGCACUGAAAGUAACCUUUUGCCUGUAAUCAGCAGGAGAUUUCUUUCUGAAAAAUGUAAUUAAUGUUUUUAAUCUUUAUGAAUUAUAAUUAUCACUCAUAACUUUUUUAAAUUAUAAGAACCCAGCAAACAUGGCUGUAAAAUUAAUGUGUGAUUUUUUUUUUACACAUUAUUUUCUAACAAAGUAAACAAUGAAUCCUUUUUAAAGUGAAACACAGGUACAGCAUAUGUCUCCCUAACAAUGUACAAUAAAUUGUACAUUCCAAUGCUGCCCAAUCAUUGCAUUUGCUACCCAUAGCAAGGCUGUUAAUUUCUUGUGGCUUAUAUAACACUAAACAUUGGCUAGAAUUUCUCAUAGAAAAUAAAAUAUAUUAAUGUGGACAAAAAGUUGUUAAAAUUAUUCUUAAAAAACAGCACUAUCUAAAAAAAAAAAGUAGCAGAAAUUAAGAUAUGAGCCAAAAUGUGCAUCCCAUUCUUAUACUUAUACCAAUGAUCAAAAGAAAUGUGUGCAUGUUGACAUUCAUACAAAGCACCAUUAUAUCAUACCUCAAUUAAAAAAAAAAAAGGAAAGGUCUGUAUGUGGACUUGUAUUACAAGAGGUUUACAUAUUUAAGUUCAUCUCAAAACAGAAUACGAAUUCAACACAUCUCCCAAACCAAACAUUAAGAUCAACUUAAAAUGAACAGUCCCUUUAAAAGAUGGCAGGAUAGGUUUUCAUAUAUAUAUACUGUAGAACCCGGUUAUGUUGAUUAACUCGCCAACCCUGUUAUGUCGACGAUUUGAAGUGGAACUUUCAAAUUCUUUGUCUUAGUAUUUUCUCCUCUUUUAUGUCGCUGAACCCCGAUAUCUCGAGCACAAAAGGCAGCUAAAUUUGCCACUUAACCUCGGUUAUCUCAAUCCCCAUGAACAAUCACUGCUUUUGAAAAUUAUAUACAACAGAAACAUGCCUACUUCAAACUGUAGUAAUUGAAAUGUCAAUAUCGUUGGCGCAAUUAACUUGACACAGCAAGACGCAAGAGGCUUGCAAUCAAAAUAGAGAGGUUGCAGUACCUGUUCUGUUUAUAGCGAACUCGCUUGUCGCUUAAUAGGCUUUCCUGUGUUCUUACAUGAUUUUUUAAAAAACCCAGAAUCUGUAUUUCAAUAAACUGAACUGGCUGAAAAAUAUUUAGCCUCACAAAUCCGGAAUUCUGGGACAAUCCAGAAAAGUGGCACCCCACAUAUGCCUUGUGUUGUUAGCAAAUAUGUAUGUAAAUUUUAUAGCAUGCCGAUCGUUUCAUCAAAUUGCAGUAACGCUGUUGUGUAAAAAAAAACAAAAAAAAUCCAAAAACAUGUGAUUGUACAUUCUCAUUUAUAAACGCACAUCAUGUACAUAAAGAAAUUUCAAGCACAUGUUAAUAUAAUAUAAUGCCACCAUACUGGUUUUAGUUAAUCUCAAUCAUCUGUUAUCGCAACGUUUUUUUUGGCAAACUCCGAGGCCGUCGACAUAACCGGUUCUACUGUAUUCCAAAUAUAUGAAAGAAUAAUUACUCUUCAAAAAGUUUAGCUUAAGUUUUCAUAAUAAAAAUUGUGUAAAUAAUUUUGACUCGAUAUCUUUGCCCAUUAACUUUUUUUUGAAGUAGAUUAAAUAUUUGAAAUUGAAAUACCUUGUGAGAUUUAGUUUUAAAUGCCUCAAAACUUUGAUAAAACUAGAAUAUAUAGGCAUGCCUUUACAGACAAAGGCUAUGGCAGCAACAAAAUUGAAUGAGGAAUGUCAUGAAACCCACAAUGGGACAAAAACAGCCUUUAGUUUUAAGCACAAUAAAUUGAAUAACUAAGUUAAUAAAAAGAAUUCAAAAAAAGAAAACUAAAAGUUUUAGAUUAAUAAAUUGUGGUUCAUCAUCAUAUAUGUCUCUGAUAUCACAUUGCCUUCUGUUUAGAGCUGUCCUUAAAUUUCCAAACUUAUUUGUUCAGACCAUAAUUGUACAAUGUUGUGAGUUUUCUCUCCAAGCAAACAGAUGAAAUCUACAAAAAAUGUUUAUUCAAUAAAGCAAUUG